AGGCGAUCAGCUGAUUCACUGACGGGUUCAAUCAACGACAACGUAGUUCACGUAGGAAACGGAAAAGUGGAAUAACAAAAGAAAAAUAAGAGAAAGAAGAUGACGAAAUAUCCGAUUAGCCGACACAAUAAAUGCUGUUAUAAGUAUGUGUUAUAUAGGCAGGAAAGAGAGGUUAUAGGUUAUAAGUAGCACAUUGUCACGAUAAUUAUCUUUAACGGUCACGCGGUCAUAUUCAUUAUUCUCUUUGUACUCAAGUGACUGCAAGUUCAAAUAAUAAAUCGUAUAUCUUCCACUAUGGCAAAUAAAAUGAAGGUGGGAAUAAUAUGUGGUUCGGGUUUGGGUGAUAGCUUAAGUAAAACAUUCAAUUGCAGCAGUAUCACAAGUCGCGAGAAUGCAAAGAAUGAUUUUGGAUAUCCGUCCAGUGAUCUCUAUCAUGGAUGCAUUGAUGGAGUAGAUAUAGUGCUAUUGGCCAGACAUGGCGCAGGACAUGUAUUUAGUCCUACAAGAGUUAAUUACCGUGCUAACAUAGAAGCAUUGCGACUUGCUGACUGUACCCAUAUACUGGCAUCUACUGCAUGUGGAUCGUUAACAGAGUCUAUUGGUAAGGGACAAUUAGUCGUGCCUGAUAGCUUCAUAGAUAGAACUAUUUCCAGGGAGAGUACAUUCUAUGAUGGAACAUCUAUCAAGUAUAACGGAGUAUGCCAUAUGCCGAUGGAGCCUGCAUUUGAUCCGCGAACAUCGGAAAUCUUAUUGCAAGCAGCAAAAAAGUUGGGAUAUAACAUAAGGAAUGGUGGGACAGUAAUAACUAUUGAAGGACCGCGCUUUUCAUCUAAAGCAGAGAGUAAUGCUCUGCGCCUUUGGGGUGGACAUUUGGUCAACAUGACUAUAUGCCCAGAGGUAGUCCUAGCGAAAGAAGCAGGUCUUUUAUACGCAGCUAUAGCCAUGGCGACUGAUUACGAUUGCUGGAAAAAAUGCGACGAUAAUGUUCAUGCAGCUGACGUAUUAGUUGUGUUCAAACAAAAUGUUCAUAAAAUAACAAAUGUGUUACUAGAGGCAGUGAAACUUAUUGGCUGUGGAGAUUGGCAGCAGGAUAUUUUUAAAUUGAAGAACUUAAUUGAGAGCAGCAAUGUGACUGAAAAGAAAUAAAACUUGCUUGCAAAGUGAAACGAAGAAAUCGUGUCUACAGGUGUAUAUAUAUAUAAUCCUGUAUAUAUAUAUAAUCAUAACUAUGUAGUAUCGAAUCUAAGAUAUAUAAGAUUUCAAUGAAAGUCUUUAUAAAAUUUUUUUAUAUUCCACGCAGGUACAAAUCUUUAUAUUGUAUGAUAUAGAGGACUAUUAUACAAAGAACCAAUU
Trachymyrmex septentrionalis is the source of this 1353-nucleotide messenger RNA. Its product is annotated as S-methyl-5'-thioadenosine phosphorylase-like. The record is from RefSeq and is a predicted model, not a curated record. NCBI's taxonomy places the organism in Eukaryota, Metazoa, Arthropoda, Insecta, Hymenoptera, Formicidae. The coding region runs from base 295 to 1146 and encodes 283 amino acids. The transcript has 8 exons. Gene Ontology annotation, biological process: nucleoside metabolic process. Gene Ontology annotation, molecular function: S-methyl-5-thioadenosine phosphorylase activity. Gene Ontology annotation, cellular component: cytosol.